GCAGGUGAGAGAAGGUCCUUGUCCCUCUCUGCUUGUGCCUCAAGAGGCUCUGGAAAGGCAGGUGGCAGUACCAGGGAACAGCUGUCCCUGCAGGACAUAGCUGAGCUAAUCCGGACCAGAGCCUGCAAGAGGGUGGUGGUCAUGGUGGGGGCCGGCAUCAGCACACCAAGUGGCAUUCCUGACUUCAGGUCUCCUGGAAGCGGUCUCUACAGCAAUCUCCAGCAGUACGACAUCCCGUACCCCGAAGCCAUUUUUGAACUCGAGUUCUUCUUUCGGAACCCCAAGCCCUUUUUCACCUUGGCCAAGGAGCUGUACCCAGGGAGCUUCAGGCCCAAUGUGACCCACUACUUCCUCCGGCUCCUGCACGACAAGGGGCAGCUGCUGCGGCUCUACACACAGAACAUUGAUGGGCUCGAGCGAGUAUCCGGCAUCCCUGCCUCAAAGCUGGUUGAAGCUCAUGGCACCUUUGCGUCUGCCACCUGCACCGUCUGUCUACAACCCUGCCGUGGGGAGGACUUCUGGGCCGACGUGUUGGCGGACAGGGUGCCCUGCUGCAGGGUCUGCACCGGCAUUGUGAAGCCCAACAUCGUAUUCUUCGGGGAGCCACUGCCAGAGAAGUUCCUGCUGCACCUAGCCGAUUUCCCCAUGGCUGACUUGCUGGUCGUCCUUGGGACCUCUCUUGAGGUGGAGCCCUUUGCCAGCUUGUCCGAAGGUGUCCGCAGCUCUGUGCCUCGAGUGCUCAUCAACCAGGAUGUGGUGGGCACCUUUGCCUGGCAUCCCCGGGGCAGGGAUGUAGUGCAGCUGGGGGACGUGGUGCACAGCGUGGAGAAGCUGGCGAAGCUCCUGGGCUGGACUGAAGAGUUGCAGGACCUUAUGCAGCGGGAGACAGAAAAGAUGUGGGUCAUGUCUGGCAAGUCUGGGCCCCUGACAUGCACAGUUGGAGCUGGUAUGGACCCCCAGCGUGUGCAGGUGGAGCUGGUGUGGGUGUGGCUCACGUCCGGCAUGUCUGGGCUAUUGAUGCACUUGUGA
Molecule: messenger RNA, 1029 nt
Organism: Orycteropus afer afer
Lineage: Eukaryota; Metazoa; Chordata; Mammalia; Tubulidentata; Orycteropodidae
Gene: SIRT3
Product: sirtuin 3
Exons: 6
Coding region: 142-1029 (295 amino acids)
Molecular function (GO): NAD+ binding; histone deacetylase activity, NAD-dependent
Source: RefSeq, a predicted model, not a curated record